AUGGCUACAAACAUCUCAAGAAUACGGGGUUACUACUACGACAAAAGGAGAAAGAGGUAUUUUAGAAUUAUUGAAACAAACGAUACCGACAGUUGUAAUGAUCAAUAUUCUCGCAAUACUCUUCGGGAGAAACAAAAAGUAAGCAUCAAGGAGAAGCAUGCGGAAAUGAAGAAAAAUGCCAUAUACAGAAGUAAUCAAAUUGCUGAGGCAAAAAGAAAGCAGGUACUGUCCAUGAAACGGGAGAUUAUUAUCACAGAUGUGAAUGGCUUGUGUAGAUAUCUUUUGAUGGAUCCACGUGCACCUUCAAGAGAAGACAUAUCAACAUUUAUGAAAUAUAAGGAUUUCGCAGGAUUUGCUCCGUCCAGUUAUUUACUAGCAUUCCAGCAGAAGAUAUUUCUUCAAAAGAUGCACUCACAUUACUUGACCUUACCAAUUCGAGGUACCCAGAAAUUAAUGGGAUUUUACAUGACUAAUAAUUGUCUCUUUAGUCUUAGUGAUGCGCUUCCAGACUUAUUUUUUGAGAAAUUAAAUACCCCCUUAACCACUCAGAUACGACACAAAUUAAUUGAUAGCAGGAGAUGUGCUGUCCAGAAUGUUAAUAUAGGAACUAUUAGAGGAGAUCAUCACAAUGAAUUAGGGUGUAUUCGUCCGAGCUUAAUUGAAAAUAACCUUCAAUUUCUUGAGGUAGAAUUGGAACAUAUAAAUGACUCAAUUUCCUUGCUACAAACUCUUGGAUUAAAUAUAAUUAGAAUUAUAUUUGAUAGGAUACGAGGCCCGUUAGUCGUUUACCAUAAACUGGCCACAAAAGAUUAUUAUGCUGCCCAUAUACCUAAUUUUGAUAUACCAAAGACAGAAAGCUUAGUCCUUUUUCAAGAAAGCUUCAACAGGAUUUUUCCCUUUUAUUUUGAAGGAGAAAGUUUGAUUGCAUACAGUACUGAAAGAAAUGGCACAUAUUUCUUACAGCUUAGAGGCGAUACAGAUGACUUCAGACACAUAUUAAUAGAAAUUGAUUCAUCACCAGUUGCGUUGUGUCAAUCCAAAGAUUAUACAUAUGUCGCAUUUCAAGAUGGAAGGGUUAAUAUUUAUAGAACGGAGGGUAUUGUAAAAAACUACGUGUUUACUCUUUGCACCAUCGGGACAAAUACGGUGAUUUGCCAGAUGGAAAUUAUUUCAAAUGCAGGAAAUUCCUAUUUGUUGGUGAGUGGGCUCAACUCUUUUCUAACAUUGUAUAAAAUCGACGUUUCUCAAAGAUCUGUUUCCGUUACGAAAUUUAUUACUUAUUCCGGGUACUCAAACACUUUCGAUUAUUCUAGGAACUUUAAAAUGAUAGAGGAUUCACCAUUUUUUAUCAUAAGUUCAAGACCCUCAACUGCGGAAAAGCCGAUUCUACUUCUUUAUUAUUUGUUCCUUGGUCAACCUCUUCAUUGGAUAAAUCCGAGUAUUAACAAACCCGAAUGCAUGAAUAUAAGUAUGAACUUGAGUUUUGACUUUAUUCAAGGAAAUCUUUUCGUUUUAAAUUCUGAAGAACACGCUUUGCAAAUUUAUGGAUAG
Molecule: messenger RNA, 1551 nt
Organism: Brettanomyces bruxellensis
Lineage: Eukaryota; Fungi; Ascomycota; Pichiomycetes; Pichiales; Pichiaceae
Exons: 1
Coding region: 1-1551 (516 amino acids)
Molecular function (GO): protein binding
Source: RefSeq, a predicted model, not a curated record